AUGACCGCGCUCGGCCAUCUGCCCGUUGAACUACUCCGCUACAUCAUCGCCGACUUCUGCGAUACGCCCUCAUGCUGCGCCCUCAGCGCGACAUGUCAAUGGCUGCAUUCCAUCUGCACCGAGGAGCUCUACCGCUCCAUAGACCUAAGCCGCCAUAACUCUUCGGAAACGGCCAAUUUCUUCGAAUAUGGCCCCCACCCCAUCCCCGCCUACAAUGUAAUGUAUCCCGAGACUCCCCUCGACCAAGCCAUCCGAAAACGCCAGCGAUCUCUCCUUGCAACCCUGCAGACCCGCCCAGGAUAUGGAGAACAUGUGCGACAUUUGGCAUGGAGCAUCAUUAUGGCGCCGCCGGGACGCAAAAAUGGCAACUACCAGCUGUAUGAAAAUAGCAUUGACUAUAGGAUUACUAUACGGCGUGACGACCCCAUCGACUUGCUAGUCGAAGACUCACCACUAUGGGCUGCUUUCUCAACAAUGACUAAGGUCAUCAUCAUCGAUGUUUUCUUCCUCAGGAUGUACCGCGAGUCCUGCCCCCCUCCCCCACUGUUCCCUUCGGCAACGUCAAUUCGGCUCGGCGGCCAAGUCUCGCGAUCAUUCGUGAGAGCAAUCCUUGGAGAAAGAGACGCGAGCGCGCUCCGCCACCUUGACUUCGAUGGCCUUUCGCAAUACGCCAACCCUCUCCCCGACCCACCCGACGGCCUCACCCACGCCCAGCUGAUGCAAUACUGCUUGGACCUGUAUCCGAUUCGGGAAAGCAUUGAGAGAAGCGCCGAAUACGCCGGAGAAAGGAAAAACACGCCUGCAGGACCGCUUAGUGGGCACAUGCAACCGUACCUCACCCGCCGCUGCACCAACUUAACCUCCCUCCGCAUCGGCACGUGGGCACCACAGAGGUCCGAGGAUCUGCGUCCCCACGAUGCAGCUCGCUACCGCGAAUAUGGCGCCUUUUUGGGCUCAAUCCGGCCCACGCUACGCUCCCUCUUCUUCGAGCAGAACGGGGACAACUGGGUGAACGAGCAGUUGGCGCUCCAGGCCCCCGAAGACAGCCUUCGGCCAGGCGAGCAGCUCUUCACGCGCUUCAUUCACCCCGUCCUGCUCGAAGCGGAGUGGCCUUGCCUCGAGCGGCUCGAGGUCCGCGGCGUCGGCGUGCGUGUCAAACUGUGGCCGGGUCAGUACACGCAGGAGCCGCCAUCGUUGCCCAAGAGCACCGAGUCGAUACGGUAUAAGUUGAGGUCGCUGCCCGGCCGCGAGCAGGGGUGGCGGGUCGAGGAGACGGAUCUGCGCAUUGGGAGGGAUUUUGGGAGGGAAUAUAGGCCGUUGAUGAAGCCGGAGGCCGAGAUCCUCUUUGAGGCGCCGUUGAAGGAGUACGAAGUGCUCGAGGGAAGCGGGAUUUGGAAGUUCAUUACGGAGUUGAACGCGGGGCGUGUUUACUAG
Molecule: messenger RNA, 1434 nt
Organism: Aplosporella prunicola CBS 121167
Lineage: Eukaryota; Fungi; Ascomycota; Dothideomycetes; Botryosphaeriales; Aplosporellaceae
Exons: 4
Coding region: 1-1434 (477 amino acids)
Source: RefSeq, a predicted model, not a curated record